Solanum pennellii is the source of this 1525-nucleotide messenger RNA. Its product is annotated as SUMO-activating enzyme subunit 1B-1. Gene Ontology annotation, biological process: protein sumoylation. Lineage: Eukaryota; Viridiplantae; Streptophyta; Magnoliopsida; Solanales; Solanaceae. The transcript is spliced from 11 exons. Bases 143 to 1114 code for a protein of 323 amino acids. The record is from RefSeq and is a predicted model, not a curated record. Gene Ontology annotation, cellular component: SUMO activating enzyme complex; cytoplasm. Gene Ontology annotation, molecular function: SUMO activating enzyme activity.
AUUUUGACUAAUUGAUGCACAAAAGGAAGAGUAGAAUACAUUAUUCGUCUGCAAAAUUUCUUCAGUUAUUCUGCCAUUUGAGGGUAAGCUCUGAUAACACUAGUUCGUCUUCAUCUCUAAUUUCCUUGUUAAUGGGUUGCAAAUGGGAACGGAAGGUGAGCAAUUGACGGAGCAGGAAACUGCAAUCUAUGAUCGACAAAUUAGGGUUUGGGGCGUUGAUGCUCAGAGAAGGCUCAGCAAAUCCAAUGUGUUUGUGAGUGGGCUGAGAGGAACUAGUGUUGAGUUCUGCAAGAAUAUUGUUUUAGCUGGAGUAGGUAGUUUGACACUAAAUGAUGACCGGUUGGUGACCGAAGAUCUAUUAUUUGCUAAUUUCUUAACUCCUCCCGCUGAAAAUGAUUUCCGGGGGAAGUCUGUUGCUGAGCUUUGCUGUGAUUCUUUGAAGGAUUUCAAUCCUAUGGUUUCUGUUUCUGUAGAGAAAGGUGCUCUGUCCAUCUUCGAUGCUGAUUUCUUUCAGAAGUUUGAUGUUGUUGUUGUUAAUUGUUGCUCCCUUUUGACAAAAAAAUCAGUAAAUGCAAAAUGUCGCAAGUUGCCAAAGCGUGUAGCAUUUUACAGUGUAGAAUGCCGUGACUCCUGCGGUGAGAUAUUUGUUGAUUUACAGAACUACAGCUACUGUAAGAAAAAAAAUGAAGAGACAAUUGAAUGUAAAUUGCAUUAUCCAAGUUUUGAGGAAGCCAUUGCAGUCCCCUGGAGAUCUCUACCAAAGAGAAUGUCAAAGCUGUAUUAUGCAAUGAGAGUUAUAGAAAGGUUUGAAGAGCUUGAGGGACGAAAUCCUGGAGAAACUUCUGUUGAUGACCUUCCAAAUGUUCAGAAGUUGAGGAAGGAACUCUGCGAGGCACAUUCCUUAAAUGAAUCUCAGAUCCCAGAUUCUCUUCUGAGAAGAUUGAUAGCAAGUAUAAGUGAAUUUCCUCCUGUCUGUGCUAUCGUUGGAGGAAUUCUUGGACAGGAGGUAAUAAAAGCAAUAUCUGGCAAAGGUGAUCCUCUUAAGAACUUUUUCUUCUUUGACGCCAUGGAUGGUAAAGGGAUAAUAGAGGACAUAUCUAAUGGCAAGAGCUGAGGAUUGACCUGUGUGGUAAAAACUAUCUUUAAGAAAUGCUGACCUUGUUGGGUAUCUUUUUUUAGGACUAAUCACAACCUAAAUUAUCUGACAUCCCUUCAAAUUGUGUUCUGAUCAGCAAAAUUAUGAUAUUUCUUUUGACAUUUGGUACCUUCAGUAAAGUGCUCAUGUUGGGCUUGUAUUUUGAAACAUUCUAGGUAAUGUCUCAUUUUCAGUUGUCCCUGUUCUCUCCAGAUCUCUGGUCAUGCUAAAUUACUCUUCCCAUGCUUACCUUCCAUGGCUAGUAAUCAAUAGAACAGGUAAAUAAGUAAGUCGCCGCUUCGUGUCCCCAUACACAGUGAGGUGUUCUGAAAUGCAUGUUUUGUAAUGGAGAUGGAUCUACAGUGUAAUAUAUGAGUUCACGUGAUUCUA